CGCUCGGCUGACGGGCUCUCCCCUCCCCGCCAGACCGACGUCGGGGACAUCCUCAUCGCCAUGAACCCCUUCCAGCCCCUGCCGCUGUACGGGAGAGAGGUCUCCGAGCGGUACCGGCGCCCCGACACAGCCACGCUGCCGCCCCACAUCUUCGCCGUGGCCAGCCGGGCCUACCACGCCAUGCUGGGCCACCGGAGCGGAGGGCCCCAGAGCCAGUGUAUCGUCAUCAGUGGAGAGAGUGGUGCAGGGAAAACAGAGAGUACGAAGCUAUUGUUGCAACAUAUAAUGAACCUAUGCAAAGGCAACUCGCAGCUGGAACGGCAGAUCCUUCAGGUAAAUCCGUUGCUUGAAGCUUUUGGCAAUGCCCAGACUGUGAUGAAUAACAACAGCAGCCGCUUUGGAAAAUACAUACAGCUGCGUUUCCAGAAGAAUACAGUGCAAGGUGCAAAGCUGAGUGAGUACCUGUUAGAGAAGUCACGGGUAGUGCAACAAGAUACUGGGGAGAGGAAUUUCCAUAUCUUCUACUACAUGUUUGCUGGACUCUCUUCAGAAGAAAAGGAGGUGUAUGGGCUAUUGGAUCCUUCACUCUACAGGUACAUAAGUGGACGAUUUGGUACACAGGAUGUAGCUCAGCACUGGAAACACAAAUACCAAGAGGUGUGCAAUGCCCUUGACAUGGUGGGCUUCCAAGAACAGGAGCAAGUGGACAUGCAGGCUAUCUUGGCUGGUGUAUUGUCUCUGGGCAAUGUGACCUUUGAGCCUGAGGAGAGCAAUGGGUCUGUAAAAGUGAGUGAAGCUUCCCAGGGAUGGCUGAAGGCCGCAGCGGGUCAGUUUGGAGUCCAGGAAGAUGAACUGUUUAAAUGCCUUAUUUGUACGAUGUCAGUGACCCGAGGCGAGCAGAUUCAGCGUUUUCACACCCAGCAGCAGGCAGAAGAUGCUCGGGACUCCAUUGCAAAGGUGGCAUAUAGCCGAGUAUUUGACUGGAUCGUUUGCAAGAUCAAUGAGCUGCUGGCUGAGAACAUGGAUCCUGAGGUGGAACUGAAGGAGAUAGGUAUCUUGGAUAUUUUUGGGUUUGAAAACUUUGCAGUGAAUCGUUUUGAACAGCUUUGCAUAAACUUGGCCAAUGAGCAGCUGCAGCACUUCUUCAACCAUCACAUUUUCCAGCUGGAGCAGGCUGCCUAUAAGGAAGAAGGGUUGCCUUGGGAGACUAUCACAUUCAACAAUAAUGAACCUAUUCUGAAUCUGCUGCUGGCCAAGCCACUUGGGCUCCUGUCUCUUCUAGAUGAGCAGAGCGCAUUCCCUCAGGCAACUGACAGAACGUUUGUGGAUAAACUAAACAGCAGCUUCAAGGGCAAUUUGCACUUCCAGCCAGGCCGAGGCCGUGUUUUGUGCUUCAGCAUCAUUCACUAUGCUGGGAAAGUACAAUAUACUGCUGAGGGCUUUCUAGAGAAGAACAGAGAUGCCUUACCAGCCAAUGUCCGUGGGCUCUUUAUCAACAGCGUCACCCCCUUGCUCAGUGUGCUGUUCACAGCCACUAUCUCCAGGACAGGGACACUCAUGCCUCAUGUGAAAGCCAAGGUCAUACCAGGAGCAGAUGACAAGUUCAACAGCACACGAAAACAGUCUGCUGGAGCUCAGUUCCGGCAUUCUCUGAUGGUGCUCAUGGAGAGGAUGUAUUCUGCCAACCCUCACUUUGUGCGCUGUAUAAAACCCAACAGCCAGAAGGAGCCAGGUGUGGUGGACAGCCAGAUGGUGCUGCAGCAGCUCCAGUACAAUGGAUUGCUGGAGACAAUCCGUAUCCGAAGAGAUGGUUUCUCCUGGAGACCCUCAUUUGAGGAAUUUGCUGAAAGCUAUGGAAUUCUUCUAGUUAAACCAGAUGUUUCCCUCACAAAAGAAAGCUGCUUGGAGAUACUGCAAAGUACGGAGCUGACAGGCUGGUUAUGUGGGAAGUCACGACUUUUCUUCAAAUAUUGGCACCAGGAACAGCUGGCAAAUUAUGUGGAGCGACUGGAAAAAGCAGCAGUUGUCAUACAGAAAGUUUUCAGGGGAUACAGAUGCAGGAAGAGUUACCUCAAACUGGUGGCUGAGCUGAGAGCUCAGGCACAGCGGCUACAGGAGGAGGCAGAGAGAGAAAGAAGAUGGCAGCUGGCGAUGGAAGCAGAGGCCCAGAAAAGAAUCUCCCUUCCAGUCCCCAUGCCACGGAAGAGGCACCCUCAGCCUUGUCUCCAUUCUCCUAAGCCACCAGUGCCACGGCCACGCAGCAAACUAACAGAGUCCACUCCUUUUGAUAACUUCUUGGACCCCUCUGCACCUCACCCUGUUCUGGAGACAGAGAAACAGACUGGAGAAGAGGCAAAAAUGAGGGAAAUCAAGAGAGGAGCAAGUCUCCGCUGGUUCAAAGAGACGCAGGCCCAGAAGGUCAUGCAGGGUGAUGGGGCCUUUCCAAACUGGCUGCAUGGGAUGAUCAGCCGGAGGGAAGCUGAAAGCUUGCUGACUGACAAGCCUUUGGGUUGCUUCCUUGUUCGGAUCAGCCAGAGCCGACCGGGCUACAUCUUGACAUACAGGGGCGAAGGCCGCUGCAGACACUACAUGAUCCAGAUGCAGCCCAAUGUGCGCUAUGUCAUCCUGGGGGAAGACCGGGCUCACACCUCGCUCACCGAGCUGGUUCGGUAUCACCAGACUGUGGGCAUCCAGCCCUUCAUGGAGAUACUGACUGUCCCCUGUGGUCAGAAAAGCAGUAAGAAUCUGGAUUACAAAGAUCUGGAGUGCCGCACGCUGGGUCCACCAGCAGCCAAGGAGGAGACUCCUCCAGAGGUGCAGCCCUGCCCCUUCAGGCCUUCCACCAGUAGAACUGCUCUGCAGUCAGGAGCAGCCGCAGUUCUCAGACACGUGUGGUUCAGGAGGAACAAGAAUUCCCAAAACCAAGAGAGCCCGGACAAGAGUAUGACAAAGCCAAGCUCAGUCAAGGAAGCAGGCAGCCAACGAGCCUUCCCUCGCCUCCACUCUUCCAUACACCUGGCAAUGCAGGAAAUCCAGCAGUUCUCUUCCAUUCCCUUGAAUGUGCAUGCAGAAGAGGCCAAGCUGCUGUCGAGCUCUCAGCGUUGAGGAUGUGGAGCCCAAGUGACAUGGUCAAAGUGGCUAGGCUGUAUCCUCUUUCAGUGCUGCUGGGCCAUGCCUAACUGGGUGAACAUACCAGACAUACAGCAGCCUUCUUUCUUUUUUCUUUUUUUUUGCUGCACCCAGCUGGCCCUAUGCCUUUAGACAGGACUGCUGCAGAAAUUAACUUUCAUCAGCACACAGCCAGUCACAGUAUCUGGACCAGUCUCAUCCUCGCAGAGGGGAGAGGAUGGAAGCAGUCACGCUCUGCACGGGGCCACAGUGCCUCACAGUCUGCGUGUCAAUACUUCAACAUGCCUGGAGACCCCUCGCCUCACACUGUUAAUAGUCCCAAACUGGAUACCUUUCAACGUGUUCUCUCAAAGACACCUGUACUGAUUUUCUACCUCUUCCUAUUCGAGUCCUCUGUCUGUGUUUUGGUCCUGUGUAUCCACUUCUCUGGCUGUCAAGGGAAGCUGGACUUGGGCUUGGGAAGUAAUGAAUGAAACCAGUGCAUCCUUUUUGUUCAGUGCAGGAGCACUUGAACAGGAGCUGAGACAAGGGGCAAGAACAUCUUUCUGCAGCGGGAAUUUCCUGCCCUUGAAUCAGCAUGCUGGCACACUGCUCCCCAGUCCUUAACCAGAGCUCAAGCCAAGGAAUCAUUGGCGUAACCCUCUUGUUCAGCCUGGUUGGAAUGGCUACAGGUCUGGGCUGGACAACAUGCUACUUUACGCUGAGGGUAUUGGUGGAGACCAAUAGGGAACUGGUGGCUGUUUCAGCCUGACGUGCUGGCUCUCCCCAGCCACUGCCUUGCAGCAUUAACAUACCUUCUCUCUUCCUCGUGGUUGGUUUUGGCAGCUGCUCUGAGCCUGUUCGGGACUGAACCAGACCAGGCAGUCAAAGGCUGCUGUUUGCAGAGUCCUCCUGGCUAAGCCCAGGGACAUUUUGCUGGGCAGACUUGGCCUCUGUGCCAAUGUUCUCUUUGGCUUCCUCCACCACUGGGCAGCUGGAAAGCCUGCCUUCUGGGUAGUAUGUAGAAACUCUUCAUGGCCAAAACAUUUCUAAGAAAACUCACUAAUGCACAGAACUGAGAUGGGUAUGAGAAACACAUGUCAGUAACAGAGCUGCUCUGUAACUCUUUCCUAGCUCCUGUGCCACAGAACAUGAUGUAAGGCCAGGGCUAAGAUCCAGCUACAAAACGGUUUGCUCCUCUACCCUGGCAGGGAUAAUGCUGAACCAAGGAGGGUGGUGAAGACCUUUUCCACAGCAGCUGCCUCCAGUACCUCCUGGGUGCUGCUGCAUGCACAGCUCACGAGUGACACAGCAGGGAAUGACAUCAGGAGAGGGUCAGGACACUUCUCUGUGGGUGUUUGUGGCCCAUCUGGCAAGCUUCCCAAAACCAGAGCAGAUGAGUCACAGAUUUCUGUUGCUCCUGAUUCGAUGGGUGGGAAGUAGAAUCACAAGGUGGGCAGUCAGCAGCCUGGCAUGGACCCAGGCAGCACACCUGGGCUGGCAGGUCAGGCUUCUUCCCCGUCUGCUACUUCUGCUUUUUCUGUGAUACGGCAAGAGCAAACCAAGGCAAGAGAAGGGUGAGAAUCUUCUAGGCUGAGGUUAUGCAGCACUGGAGGCGUUGGCAUGAUUUCUGCAAGGCUCUGGUUUGCAGGAGCAUUAGCCUAUAUGCAAGGUCUACCCAAGCUUCUGGAGAGCAGCCUGGCUAGUCCUGGGCUGUUGUGGAGAGUAAUGUGUGACAGCAAGGGGGAAAAUCAGGGACCUGGGAAGGCUGCUGAAGAAUAAAAUGCACAUUUGACAUCUCUA
Tyto alba (common barn owl) is the source of this 4911-nucleotide messenger RNA. Its product is annotated as myosin-IIIb. The record is from RefSeq and is a predicted model, not a curated record. The transcript is spliced from 29 exons. Gene Ontology annotation, molecular function: protein binding; cytoskeletal motor activity; ATP binding. Gene Ontology annotation, cellular component: myosin complex. Bases 61 to 3105 code for a protein of 1014 amino acids. Lineage: Eukaryota; Metazoa; Chordata; Aves; Strigiformes; Tytonidae.